Messenger RNA from Trichoderma virens Gv29-8, 1563 nucleotides. RefSeq lists its product as uncharacterized. The record is from RefSeq and is a predicted model, not a curated record. The annotation marks the transcript as partial. The transcript is spliced from 4 exons. Lineage: Eukaryota; Fungi; Ascomycota; Sordariomycetes; Hypocreales; Hypocreaceae.
UUUGUUGGAUUUGCUGUUGUUGCUCCAAAAUUUGAUCCCAACGACCAGCAAAUUGCUACCAUGAGAGCAAUGUCUCUUAUCCUAAUGGCAUCUCGUUUGGGUUUGACCAUCGAGUAUGGAAGUAUCCUGUGGCACGUUAGAAAAUUCAAGAACGUCCAUAUUGCCUUCUAUGCCCAAAUGUCCAUUCACUUCAUCGCUGCCAUGAUAUACCUCGGAAUCACCUUCCGAUUCACCCAUUCGCACGAGAGUAGAGUGUUCAUUACAUGGUAUGUCGUCGGUGUCUUGGAAGUCCUAACGACUUUUGGAGCAGCGAUAUUCUUCCCAGUCCUCGGUCUUUCCAAAACACACCUUAUGAAUCGGUUGUUUCUCUUGACUGUUAUCAUCCUCGGUGAAAGUAUCGUUGUCCUGGCGGAUAAAGUGGUCAUCAUCGUCGAGGCCCCUGAUUCCUGGGACGCUUCUAUUAUUGGAAUCCUGGUUGCCGGCGUGGCGACAACUUACAUGGUCUUCUUGGUCUACUGGGACUGGAUGAAGUCGGCAUAUCUCCCACCCUUGCGCCAAAUGAUCUGGACUAUGAUUCAUUUCCCGUUCCACCUUGCUCUCGUCCUCUUCAUGCAAGGAUUUACACAGUUCAUCCAGUGGUCCAAGGUCAUCGACGUGCUGAACAACUUGUCAACCAACUGGCUCAUAUUUGACCCGGAUAGGCUGGCCCAUGCUACCAGCGAACAGGUGCAGCAAAAUAUGACGAAAGAACUCAGGACAUUUUUCGAGUCAUAUCCGCCAAAAUAUUCGGAUACCGGCGACCUCAUUACUGAGGCUGUUGCUAAUAUAACGGAUAUCUCCAAUUCCUUCUGGCCCAAAUUGGCAAAGGCCUUUGCUUCAGACGACUACGAGUUGCCGGAGGACAAAAACCUGGACUUGCUCAGUACCAUUUUGGAGGCCUUAUUCACCGCAAUGGAUAAUAGCGUCUUCUCAACAUUUGAGAUUGAUCUUGAAGGAGAAGCUCUCAAAGAAAGUCGGGAGAAGGGCGGCGAGGACGGUAAUCAGUCAGCUGCCCAAUUUGCAGCCCAGGUGGACGAUGCAACCUGGGAGCGAUAUAACCUAGUGUUUACGUAUGGUUACAUCGCAGCCGGUGCUUGCCUUGCACUGAUGGUACUUCUCUCAAUAGUUGCACGCGUGACCCCUUGGAAGCCUUGGCCUGUGAUUCGAUCAAUUGUUUACUUCCUUCUGGCGCUUGGCAUGGGUCUUGUUGCUCUGCUAAACCUCAACGAGGAUAAGCUGGACACGUAUCUGAGCACUCCUUGGCUUCUGCCCACACUUUGCAUUGCUUGGACAGUUGUUCUUCUUCUCACACAUAUUCACCACGACAUUCCCCUUUUCUUCAACCGACGGAGCCCUGUACCAGGACGCCGUGGGUCCAAUGGAUCCAAGUCAAACAGCGAUUCUGAGCAUGCUCAGCCGAUGGUUAGCAACAUGGAAGGGGCAACUUCCUACACAGGAGCAUCGGGAACGCCCUACGGAUAUCAGCCAGCACCUCAGCCUCAUCCUGGGAGUGAAUAUGUCUGA